GCUGCAAAACAUCAUGCUUAAGAAAAAACCACCAUCAGCAGCGGCAAAGCGGGAGAGCAAAGAGUUAAAACCACAGAGCGACCGCGGCAUUCCCAGCUUUCUGCCAGCCAGGCUGGUGGUUCCUGAAGAUGUUGGAGAUCGCUGCAGGAAAAGAGAAGGGGAGCUCUAAUAAAGGGUGCACCUUCCUCCGUGGCUGCUCCUCCCUCCAGCUGGGCUUUGCUGGAUGGUGGGUGCUUUAAGCCACCUGGGGAGGCGGCUUGUGCUAGGAGCCAUCCGGAGGGGGAGGCGGGGAUGGUGAUGUCAGGGGCACAAAUACCCUGAGUUCGCACAAUCCUAAGCAGGUCUGGUCAGAAUUGAGUCCUGAAUUCAAGUCUCAGUCCAGGAUCUCAUGUCCUCCAGGCUCCUAGAAUGGAGCAGGAAGAGGAUCUGAUUACCCAGAGUUCAAGAGAUCUACCUGAGGCUCCUAGAGGACACAUAGCAAGCGGUGGGCCUGGGAUGGGGGGACUUGCAGGCGAGCCGGCCCCUUACAAGUGCUCCGUUUGCCGAAAGAGGUUCAACAAGACAUCCAACCUGGUCCAGCACGAGAAGAUCCACACGGGCGAGAAGCCCUACAAAUGCUCGCAGUGCGGGAAAAGGUUCACUCGGAGCAACAACCUGGCCGAGCACGAGAGGAUCCACACGGGAGAGAAGCCUUUCAAAUGUCCCGAGUGCGGGAAGACCUUCAACCGCAGCUCCAUUCUCCUCAGGCACCGGAGGAUCCAUACGGGAGACAAGCCCUACAAGUGCCCCCGGUGCGGGAAGAGUUUCAACGAGAGCGCCCGGCUCCGGGUGCACCAAAGGACUCACCUGACGGAGGUGGCCUACCUCAUCGACAGCAACGGGGAGGCCACGGCCAUCGACACAAGCGGCGUGGCCCACAGCUGCUCCGACUGCGGCAAGACCUUCAGCCUCUACUCCAACCUGACGAAGCACCAAAGGAUUCACACGGGCGAGAAGCCGUACCGGUGCGCCCAGUGUGGGGUCCACUUCAGCGAGGCCUCCAACCUGAUCCGCCACCAGAGGUACCACGCGCGGGACAAGCCCUUCCAGUGCCCCAUGUGCCAGAAGAGCUUCGGCCAGAGCUCGCACCUCAUCCAGCACCAGCGCAUCCACACGGGCGAGCGGCCCCACAAGUGCCCAGACUGCGGAAAGAGCUUCAUCGAGAACUCAACGCUGAGGAAGCACCAGCAGAUCCACACCGGGGAGAGGCCCCACCGGUGUGUGGAGUGCGGCAAGAGCUUCAGCCUCAGCUCCCACCUGGUGACGCACCAGAGGAGCCACACCGGGGAGCGGCCUUACAAAUGCGAGGAGUGCGGGAAGGGCUUUGCCGACACGUCCUCCCUCAUCAUCCACCGGCGGAGCCACACCGGGGAGAAGCCCUACAAGUGCGACGUGUGCGGCAAGGCCUUUGUGCUGAGCUCCGUCUACCUGAACCACCGCCGGACUCACACCGGGGAGAAGCCUUUUGGCUGCCCCGACUGCGGCCGCGCCUUCCGCCAGUGGUCGCAGCUGGUCAUUCACCGGAGACUCCACACGGGGGAGCGGCCCUACAAAUGCCCCUAUUGCAACAAGGGGUUCUGCGACAGCUCCACCCUGACGAAGCACAAAAGGACCCACACGGGAGAGAAGCCAAACACGUGCGCCGAGUGCGGGGUGAGCUUCGGCUCGAAGGCGCAGCUGGUGGAGCAUCAGGCGCUGCACGGGGGAGAGGCGUCCGCUCUGGCUAUCCUGUAGCCCUCAGCUGGCCAUUGAGAACCUUGCCUUGGAGGUCCAGAUGCCGUUGGACUCUUCUUCCCAUCAUCCCUGGUAGCUGUGGCCAGUGGUGAGGGAUGAUGGGAUUUGUAGUCUAUCAACAUCUGGAUGCGCCAUUCUUGCCUUUAUUUUUGAGAUAGCUCUACUGGCUGGGAUAGCUCUACUGGCUGUUUGCUCACCUCUGUAUUCAUUCUUGACCCUUUGCCUUCCAGUGCCAGUGAGCAUGGCAACUUUCGCCCCGUCGCUUAGUGUGAGGUGCGUUGGUUGCUGGGCAUGCAAACAGGUAUGAGAUGAAGGUGGACAUCGGAGUGGUGACUGGUAAUGUCACACAGGCAUUGAUGCCUGCCAGAAGCAGGGGAAAGCAGAGGUGUUCCCCUCAUUGGUUUCCACAGAUGGGCACAUAGGUGGGGGCUCCUUUCACAAACAGGCUAUUAUCCUCCCCUCACUCUUUACUUUCAGAUGAUGCUCCUAUGUGCACCAGCAAAACAGUGGACAGACUCACAAAGUAUGGAACGUUGAAAGAUGCACACUUGAGAUUUUUUUUUUUAAAGGAGUAGAAAACCUGUCCUCUGUUUUUUCUCUGUGUAGAAUUUUGAGAGUAUAAGAACAGAAAUUUCUCUAGCAUAGCACUGUUAUUAAGGGUUAACAAUUACCACAGCUGCUAUUUUUUCCUGCAUUCCACUUGGUGCUACAAAAUAUUUUUCUUCUCCUUGUGAAAGGAAUAUCCCACCAUCCAUGGAUUUCACGGAAGAGACCCAAUGUGCCAAUUCAGUGUGUGUCCAUAAAACUUUUUU
This is a messenger RNA of Podarcis muralis (Common wall lizard), 2585 nucleotides long. RefSeq lists its product as uncharacterized. NCBI's taxonomy places the organism in Eukaryota, Metazoa, Chordata, Lepidosauria, Squamata, Lacertidae. Gene Ontology annotation, molecular function: DNA-binding transcription factor activity, RNA polymerase II-specific; RNA polymerase II cis-regulatory region sequence-specific DNA binding. The record is from RefSeq and is a predicted model, not a curated record. Gene Ontology annotation, biological process: regulation of transcription by RNA polymerase II.